Molecule: messenger RNA, 669 nt
Organism: Scylla paramamosain (green mud crab)
Lineage: Eukaryota; Metazoa; Arthropoda; Malacostraca; Decapoda; Portunidae
Exons: 2
Coding region: 37-582 (181 amino acids)
Source: RefSeq, a predicted model, not a curated record
UCAACCCAGUCGGACGUCGAAGCCUCAUCUCCAAGAAUGGAGCAAGCUGACAAGCAUUUCAUCUUGAGAAUCGCGGAACGUAUCUCUUUCUGCUUUGAUAUCUAUCUGGGCGAUGUUGGGGGUAAGCAAAGCUGUGCUGACCAUGAGGAUGUCAAUGUGGAGAGAAUGUCAAAACCUGCAAAGAAAAAAUUGAUCUUUAGCAAUGACGACAUGUCGCCGCUGCCGGUCAAUCCACCUCCUGAUGCUCCAUCAGAACAGGAGUCGCAACAGCGGCAGCCACCACAGCAGUCGAUGACCCCACCUCAGGAGUCGCUGAUCUCGCCCCCUGCCGAAACACAGCUGUGGCGGUCAGAUGAGUCGGCAGUAGGUGGCAAAGAGGGUCAGGAGGUGAAGAAGAAGUCACAGGAAAAGAGAAAAAACAAAAAUAUUCCCCCUAACACGCCAGAGGAUGUCAGCACACCAAAACUCCCCAUUGCUCCACCCGCCCCUCGUAAGAAGCUGAUUCCUAGAGUCAUUAAAACUAUGCCCGUCAUUGACAGCGAUGACGAUGAUCUCUUCGCUUUCAAUUCGCAAAUGUUUUGAAUGAGAGAUGUAUUUGCCCUAAUAAAUCAAUGAGCUGUAUUUGCCCUAAUAAAAAUAAAAUGUCCCAUCGACUCUGCAUAACCUUUC